Molecule: messenger RNA, 842 nt
Organism: Syngnathus typhle (broad-nosed pipefish)
Lineage: Eukaryota; Metazoa; Chordata; Actinopteri; Syngnathiformes; Syngnathidae
Product: heat shock protein beta-7-like
Exons: 3
Coding region: 17-595 (192 amino acids)
Source: RefSeq, a predicted model, not a curated record
AUCUGUGUUUGGCACUAUGGACUCACUGACUUCUUCGAGUCGUAGAUCCUCUUCCUCCUAUCGCUCCUCAGCCCGUUAUAGCUCCAGUAGUUUUCGGUCAGAGAGCUCACGGGUCGGGUCAGGGGACUCCUUGGAUGAUCUUUUAGAGCCUUUUCUUGACUCGUCGGACUCAUCCAGCUUGUUUUGUGAAGAGGGCCAGGCCCCAUUUGGUAGGCAAGGAAGAACCUCCUAUGGAAACAGUGCUCCAGUGGGGGGUGGUGUGCCUGUUUGUCAGACGGGCGCCGGAAGUGUGCAAUGUGUAGGAGAUAGCUACUAUAUGUCCGCCGAUGUCAGCCAGUUUGAGCCGCAUGACGUUGUGGUAAUGGCAUAUAGCCAUCAUGUCGUCAUUCACGCUCAGAAGGUCAUGGAUGACGGAAGUGUCAGUGCCACAUUCACCAAUAAGUCCCAAUUCCCGAAGGACAUGAAUCCUCUUUCUGUCAGUGGGACCUUCAACAGUGACGGCAUCCUGAUUGUGAGUGUUCGCCGAAACAACUCUACAGAUGGGCGGGAUCUUCUGGCUGUGCCUACAUACUAUCGCAGCGAAGCUCACCUUUGACCACAGACUCAAAGUUCAGCCUCGAGCUAAGCUUCUGUAUUGAACUUGCAUAACAAUUUUUGUUCAUUGUUAUUCAUUUAGCUUCUGAUGAGUUUUUGGUGGGUGUCUGAUGACCAGUCAAUAUAUACCUACCUACCCUAUAAAAAAGUGAAUUAAUUUGCCAUUUUAUCAAUCAUUUUUGUCACACUCAUACAGUGCUAGGCUAUUCUUAUGAUAACUGUUGAUUUAGAUUUUUUAUAAAAUUUUG